Molecule: messenger RNA, 942 nt
Organism: Pseudogymnoascus verrucosus
Lineage: Eukaryota; Fungi; Ascomycota; Leotiomycetes; Thelebolales; Thelebolaceae
Exons: 3
Coding region: 1-942 (313 amino acids)
Biological process (GO): nucleotide-excision repair; DNA-templated transcription; regulation of transcription by RNA polymerase II
Cellular component (GO): transcription factor TFIIH core complex; transcription factor TFIIH holo complex
Source: RefSeq, a predicted model, not a curated record
AUGGCAGACUCGGACGGCGAGUACGUCGAAGACCUCUCCGACGAUGAUCUCCCCACCGCCGCCCCCACCGGCACCGGCACAGGACGACAUGCAACGCGCUCGAGCGGCCCUGUGAAGGGACCCGAGGCGGUGAGGAAUGGAGAGAAGGAGAAGCAGAAGCAGGGGAGGAGGAGGGCGGCGUGGGAGGAUAUACAGAGGAGUUGGGAUACGGUUGUUGAGGGGGCGGAUGGAAGUUUGAGUUCUACUGUUGAGGGGCUUUUGGAGGCUGGGAAGAGGCAGAGACUCCUCCGCGACACAACCCCCCUCCAACGCGGCAUAAUCCGCCACCUAAUCCUCAUCCUCGACCUCUCCUUCGCCAUGACCGAGAAAGACCUCCGCCCAACCCGCUACCUCCUCACCCUCCGCUACGCCACCUCCUUCAUCACUGAGUUCUUCGAGCAGAACCCCAUCUCCCAGCUCGGAAUCCUAGGCAUGCGCGACGGACUCGCCAAACCCAUCUCCCCCCUCUCCGGGACGCCGACUGUACAUCUUAGUGCGUUGGGGAAACUGAGGACGCAGGAUCCGCAGGGUAGUCCGUCUCUACAAAACGCCUUAGAGAUGGCGAGGGCGAGCUUGUUCCACGCACCGAGCCAUGGGACGAGGGAAGUCCUCAUCAUCUCCGGCGCCCUCCUCUCCUCCGACCCAGGCGACAUCCACACCACCAUCUCCUCUCUCACAAGCGACCGCAUCCGCGUCUCCGCCAUCGGGUUAGCGGCCCAAGUCGCCAUCCUCUCGGAGAUCUGCACCAAGACCAAGGGCGACUACAGCGUCGCGCUGCACGAAGAGCAUUUCCGCGCUCUCUUCAUGGGUGUCACGACCCCGCCGCCGACGAGGGCGAAGGAGCAGAAUCAGUCUAGUUUGCUGAUGAUGGGGUUCCCCUCGCGGACAGUGGCGAAGGCGUAA